AUGGCAUCGUCACCCUCGCUCUUCCGCGGGCUGCAGUUCUACCUCACGCGCACGCUGUCCCCCCAUGACGCAGACGAGCUGCGGAGCCUCAUCGAACAGCACGGCGGGGUCGUGUCUGCGUCGCCCGCGGGCGCCACGCAGCUCGUGGACUACGACAACCUGGACUCGCGACGGCCGGAGUGGGUCUCCACCGACUACAUCGUGGACUCGGUGGCGUCGGGGGCGCUGCAAGACCCCGCGCGGUACUGCGGGUCGUUAUUCACAGGGCGAGGCGCCGUAGACGGUAGAGUCCACGCCAAGCGCAAGGUCGCGUACUCGGUCGAGGACGACGCGCGCAUGCUGCACUUCGCCAAGCUGCGCGGCUGGAAGUCCAUGGACACGGUCCCGCAGAGCGCGUGGGUGCUGGCGGAGCACGAGAAGGUCACGCGCCACUCGUCGCAGAGCAUGCACGAGCACUUCCGGAAGCAGCUGAGGGGCAAGACGCCCAAGGAGCAACGAGACAUUAUGGCCAAGGCGGCGGCGGUGAUUAGAGCGCGGUUGGGCCGACAAGAGGCAGAAGAAGAGGAGAAGGACGGGGCUGCUGCAGCGACUCCCGAGCGGACGACGCCUAAUGCACGAGCAGAUCCGACCACGCCAGCUACGAGCUCGCCACCUGAAGGACGUCAGCGUGGUGGAAGUAGACAGCAGAAGCGAAAGCGGGGUACGCCGAACGGUGUGGAUGCGGAGGCAGGUUCACCGCGUCGAGAAGACGAUGAAAGUGAUGCCGAAAGCAAGAAGCAGCAACCAAAAGAGACUGGAGUCGAGUUUGCGACGGACCCUGAAACCGAUGAGAUCGUUUCUCGACUUCAGCUGGAGACGCAUCAGGAGAUGCCGUGUGUGGUCCAUGCGUUGUACUACUGCAGUGGAGACGUUGAUAUGGCCAGAGAAUUCCUCAAGGGUGCGUCACCGUCGGGUAUGUGGUCGCCCGAUGAUGACCUACUUCUUGUGAACCUGGUGGCAGAGGAAAGCAUUGAGCGCUCAGCCGUUGAGGCUGCCGUAGCACGCGGUAAUUUUGCAGCCAUGCGAGUGCCUCGCAACGCGGAUGCGAUUCUGCAUCGAGUCACGUUUUUGCGGUGA
Messenger RNA from Phytophthora sojae, 1116 nucleotides. RefSeq lists its product as hypothetical. The record is from RefSeq and is a predicted model, not a curated record. Bases 1 to 1116 code for a protein of 371 amino acids. The transcript is spliced from 4 exons. NCBI's taxonomy places the organism in Eukaryota, Oomycota, Peronosporomycetes, Peronosporales, Peronosporaceae. Gene Ontology annotation, biological process: regulation of DNA-templated transcription; telomere maintenance via telomere lengthening. Gene Ontology annotation, cellular component: shelterin complex. Gene Ontology annotation, molecular function: telomeric repeat DNA binding.